CUGCACCCUAAGAAGAUUACCCCGAAUGAGCUACUACAGCGUAGCAAUAGGUGAGGGGAGCUGGGGAUGGACUCGGCGGUAUAUCAUGGACCCAAGCGGUGUUAGUUAGGUACAGAUCAAUAAUGUCCUCUUCUACCAUGACCAUCGCCUCCAACAAUUAUUUCGGUCCUUCUUGCGCAUCCACCGUGAUACUGCCGGUACGAGCAUCAAAAUAGAACGUUCGAAGGAUAUAUCGAAGUGUAUAUAUAUCGACGGAAUAUCAGGUUGAAAAGACGAAAUUCGAAGUGCAACCACAACUUCAUUGCCAAGAUACGCGGCCAUAGCUUCAUCUCAAGUCUUUAUAUUCGUUCGAACCGAUCAACAUCAUAAGAUGAAGGCAGUCUUCGCAUUGGUCUUUCCUGGCCUUGUCACUCUAGUGAAAGGUCACGGAUAUCUCACUACCCCGAAGAGCCGUACUCGCCUUGGAUUCGAGGCCGGCAACGAUACCUGUCCGGAAUGUACUAUCCUCGAGCCGGUGACAGCUUGGCCCGACCUAGACUCGGCCCAGGUCGGACGUAGUGGUCCUUGCGGGUACAAUUCCCGCGUGAGCGUCGAUUAUAAUCAGGCCACUGAAAAAUGGGGUACCGAUACCGUAGCCACAUACGCACCAGGCGAUACUAUCGAAGUGCAGUGGUGCGUCGACCACAACGGUGAUCACGGCGGGAUGUUCGCAUACCGUAUUUGCCAGGACCAGGACAUUGUCGACAAAUUCCUAGACCCCACCUACCUUCCUACUGACGAUGAGAAGCAGGCUGCCGAAGACUGCUUCAAUGAAGGUCUUCUCCCAUGCACUGAUGUAGACGGACAGGACUGCGGUUACAACCCCGAUUGCACUGAAGGCCAGGCCUGUUACCGCAAUGACUGGUUUACUUGCAAUGGUUUCGAUAAUGGGGACCAGACCAAGUGCCAGGGCGUUGACAACUCAGCCUUGAACUCAUGCACCACCACUAUUUCAGGUGGUUACACCGUGACCAAGAAGAUUAAGCUCCCAGAUGGCUUCACGUCUAACCACACGUUGCUCUCAUUUAAAUGGAAUUCAUUCCAAACCGCUCAGAUAUAUUUAAGUUGUGCGGAUCUAGCCAUCGUCGACGGCGGGUCUGCAACUCCCACAAAAACGACAGCAACUAGUGCGUCCACCUCGACCGCGGCAUGCACCGCCGCCGCCAACAGUGUUGCGCUGACGUUCAACCAGGCCGCCGUAACCACUUACGGAGAAACAAUUAAGAUCGUGGGUUCAAUCCCCGAACUUGGAAGUUGGGACGUGGGCGCUGCGCCCGCGCUCUCAGCUGCGAAGUACACGACUGCGAACCCUCUCUGGACUGUUACGCUGAACCUUGCACCUGGUCGCAAGUUCGAGUAUAAGUUUGUCAGGGUCGCGGCCGAUGGAACGGUGAAAUGGGAGAGCGAUCCGAAUCGUUCGUUCACAGUGCCAAGUUCGUGCACAGCGAGUGUGGCUGCUGUGGAGGGGACGUGGCGGUAGAGGGAUUCAGCUCGGACUUUUUCAGGGGGCUGGUUUUCAUUAACCGAAAAGCCUUUUGUUGGUAAAUACUUUUCUCCAUAAGAAAUAUUUCUGUACCUUUAAUUACAUUUUCGAUGCAAUUCUAUACUCAAAGACAAGAUAUGAUCCGUCGAAGAUCUUCACGCCUACUGAAUCUCAAUUCCUCGCGUCAUCAUUCAAUCAUCUCUUCUAGACAUCUACCCUCCUAAUCCACCAGUGAUAGGCCAUAAAAUUCAAAUGCGUUUGGUCAAUAUGGAGAAAGCACAUGAGGGCGUCAUUGAC
Molecule: messenger RNA, 1819 nt
Organism: Hypoxylon trugodes
Lineage: Eukaryota; Fungi; Ascomycota; Sordariomycetes; Xylariales; Hypoxylaceae
Product: carbohydrate-binding module family 20 protein
Exons: 2
Coding region: 371-1519 (382 amino acids)
Molecular function (GO): starch binding
Source: RefSeq, a predicted model, not a curated record